Molecule: messenger RNA, 722 nt
Organism: Solanum stenotomum
Lineage: Eukaryota; Viridiplantae; Streptophyta; Magnoliopsida; Solanales; Solanaceae
Product: MLP-like protein 34
Exons: 2
Coding region: 66-524 (152 amino acids)
Biological process (GO): defense response
Source: RefSeq, a predicted model, not a curated record
UCUCUAGAAUAUAAUUUUCCUUUUGCUUUGUAAACCUUUAAUUAGUAGUAUUUGGUUAUAUAGAAAUGGGUCUAAAGUCAGUGUUGAGUGCCAAAAUAGAAGUGAAGGCUAACAAGGAUGUGUUUCAUGAUGUCUUUAUACAUAAACCACACCAUGUCUCUACUAUGUGCCCUAUGCAUAUUCAAGAUUGUGAACUUCUUGAAGGUGUCUUUGGACCCGUUGGCUCCAAAAUUUCAUGGACAUACAAACAUGAAGGGAAAGAGAUGAUUUCGAAGCAGAUAAUUGAAGCUAUUGAUGAGGAAAAACAGAUGACCACAUUUAAAGAAUAUGAAGGAGAUAUAGUGAAUAAAUAUGAAAAUUUCAAGGCAACAUUUCAUAUCGAUGCGAAAGACGAUACGGAUUUGGUGUGUUGGACAAUAGAAUAUGAAAGGCCAAAUGAAGAUCUGCCUGAACUAAUAAGUUUGAUGGAAUUUAUUGUUAGUCUCAUCAAAGCUGUUGAUGAUCACCAUGUCAACAUGAAUUGAUGUGUGUCUACUUCAAAUACCUCAUGUUUUAUUUGUUGUUUGAACACUAUAUAGUCUGUCUUCUAUAUUUGGUCAUUAUAUUGAUGUCUAUUCAUAUAAGGGAUACAUUCUACGUUAAUAAAACGUCAGUAUGAGUGAUGUCUCUUAUGUCUGCUCAUAUAAGAAAUAAAAAUACAUUCUACGUUAAUCUUUGUGUAA